This is a messenger RNA of Coniophora puteana RWD-64-598 SS2, 2161 nucleotides long. RefSeq lists its product as uncharacterized. Gene Ontology annotation, cellular component: late endosome membrane; ESCRT II complex. Gene Ontology annotation, molecular function: ubiquitin binding; phosphatidylinositol-3-phosphate binding. NCBI's taxonomy places the organism in Eukaryota, Fungi, Basidiomycota, Agaricomycetes, Boletales, Coniophoraceae. The record is from RefSeq and is a predicted model, not a curated record. Gene Ontology annotation, biological process: protein transport to vacuole involved in ubiquitin-dependent protein catabolic process via the multivesicular body sorting pathway. Bases 91 to 1998 code for a protein of 635 amino acids. The transcript has 6 exons.
CUCGGAUCCAAAUCUGCAUCUAUACAGCUCACUCUACUCUUCGAAUCGCAAUAGGCAUCCGAGCUUCCAGAAGCUCUAUCAUAGAUUCACAUGGCUCUCCGAAGGUAUACGACAUCCAUUGACGGAACUAUCCCGGCGCCUGCGCUCGUGUACAGCGAUGAGGAGGUGCUGGCGUCGCAGGACAAUGUCGGGAUCUAUGACGGCCUGCAGAAAGCGCCUGACCACCAGAACGGCACGAUCCACGUAACAUCUCACCGCCUCUUCUUCGUCCACGCUUCCAGACCCCAUGCACUCUCCUUCGCGAUGGACCUCGCGCACAUCGUCCGAACAGAAUCCUACUCAGGCCUCUUCUCGUCCUCGCCCAAGGUCACGCUCAUCCUCGACCCCGAUACAGCCUACGACGAUAUCACGUCGAUAUCCGCAUCAACAUCUACUCUAGACAUCGCAGGCAAUGUCGGGGUAUCUGAUCAGGUAAACUUCGCGUCCUGGACGUGCGAAGUAUGCAAUCAUCGUAACCCGCCCGGGCUCAGCCCGACAGCCGCAAAAGUAUGCGCGCUGUGCGGCGUCCCGCGGAGCGCUGUCCCAUCUUCCAGUUCGAUAUCGAGUUCCCUGCCAUCUUCGAGCUCUCUGCCCACCUCUGUUCUCUCGACGCGAACUGCCACGCCCGAUAUACCCGUGAAGGGAACCACGAGCGAGAUCACGUGUCCGGCGUGCACGUUUCUCAAUGUACCCUCGCGGACGAUGUGCGAGAUAUGCGGUACACCUCUGCCAAUAUCUACGGCCGGUGCGAGUGCGAAGAGUGCACCGGUCUCAAGGCCCGUCACGCCGUCUGGAGGUGGCCCGAACGCGAACGAAUCAUUGAUCAAAAUCAGCUUUAGGAAGGGAGGGGAUAAAGCGUUUUAUGCGAUUUUGAGGCGGUCGUUGAAGGCGCAGGCUUGGGAAGGAAGGCGAAUAGGAGCUGGUACGCCUAAGGGCGGACCAGGUUCCGGUCAGGGCACAACAAUGGCAGGUGGUACGGCUGACACGGGGGCACCGCGACGCUUGGGAAUCGGGAUAGACGCUAUCCUACGAAACGUAGAAACAUCCGCUCAAAAUACCGAGGACGACCUGAACGACGCAUUCAAGGACCUCGAUGCCCUCAUGAUCAAGGCAAAAGAUCUCGUACAGCUCGCAGAGGAGCUCAACGAGAAGCUCACGACGUCAUCAAGCACCACUACGGAGAAGUUUAGGACGGACACCGUUCCUUCAUUUGUUUCUUCUGCAGCUUCGUCUACUGUGUCUGCAGGAUCGAGUAGAUAUGAGCAGUUCACGGCGACGACGCUCGUACCAUCUACUGAGCCCGAAGAGGCUACAUUCAUCCGCUCUUCUCUGUCACAACUUGGGCUGCAGAUGGCCAAUGCUCCUAUUACGGCAGACAUGAUCAAAGACGAGCGGAGAUGGGUGGAGGAGCUCGCCCGGGAGCUCGCACAGGUUUUGCAGGGCUCCCCAAACGAUUUUGGGAGAUCCCGCCCUGGAAAAGCGGGACCAGGGUCAGGGGUGGGUAUUAUGAAGCGACGGGGUAUUGUCGCGCUCGACGAGGUCUGGGGAGGAUGGAAUCGCGCGAGGGGCGUGUCUCUCAUCCCGCCGUCCACAUUCCUGCAAGCCCUCCCGCACCUCGUGACGUACACCUCACCGCCCAUCCAGACGCGUACGUUCAAGUCCGGCCUGAUGGCGCUUCACACGCCGCCGUACACGCACACCGCGUUCGCCGCGCGCCUUGCGGGCUACCUUACUAUCUUCGACGGAAUGAACACGCCGCAAGUCGCGGAGGAAGAAGGCGUCGCCGUGGGCCUCGCGGCGGAAAUGGUCGACGCCGUCGAGCAGGAUGGCACGAUAUGCAGGGACGAUCUUGCAUGUGCGAUCGUGGGUGGCGGGGCGGGUGGCGCGGGCGGGGCAGGCGUGGAUGUGCGGUGGGUGAUGAAUGAGUGGGAGGGCUAUCAGUGGGAUGGGCAGGAGUAGCGGUGCGUUCUGUGCAGUUUCCACUGUUUUUUUUGUGUUUGCUCUUCAUAGAAGGGGAUGGACGAUGCAUUUUCCUCUUUCAAAUUUUCAUUUCUUCUAUUACCUCUUCAACAACGUAUAUGCUGCUGUGUGUCUAUAUCGCUCCAUUUUAUACCAGUGUUUC